CCCCAGCGCGGACAUGCCCUCGCCUGGCGCCUGCCGCGGCCCGAGCCGCCCGAGCCCCGCGCUGUAGGCAGCGCAGUGGCGUGACCCGACGGUGCGGACUGUGGACAGCGCGGGGCGGCAUGGAGGCGGCGCACCUGCUCCCCGCCGCCGACGUGCUGCGCGGCUUCUCGGUGUCGGCCGAGGACGGCCUGAGCCCGGCGCAGGUGACGGCCGCGCGGGAGCGCUACGGCCCCAACGAGCUCCCGACAGAGGAAGGGAAGUCCUUAUGGGAGCUGGUGCUGGAGCAGUUUCAGGACCUGCUGGUGCGCAUCCUGCUGCUGGCCGCCCUGGUCUCCUUCGUGCUGGCCUGGUUUGAGGAGGGCGAGGAGACCACCACAGCCUUCGUGGAGCCGCUGGUCAUCAUGCUGAUCCUCGUGGCCAAUGCCAUCGUGGGAGUGUGGCAGGAGCGCAAUGCUGAGAGCGCCAUCGAAGCACUGAAGGAGUAUGAGCCUGAGAUGGGCAAGGUGAUCCGCACGGACCGCAGGGGCGUGCAGAGGAUCCGGGCCCGGGACAUCGUCCCCGGGGACAUCGUGGAAGUGGCCGUGGGGGACAAGGUACCUGCUGACCUCCGGCUCCUGGAGAUUAAGUCUACCACGUUGAGAGUGGACCAGUCCAUCCUGACAGGAGAAUCUGUGUCAGUGACCAAGCACACAGACGCCAUCCCAGACCCCAGAGCUGUGAACCAGGACAAGAAGAACAUGCUGUUUUCCGGCACCAACAUCGCGUCAGGCAAGGCAGUGGGUGUGGCGGUGGCCACGGGCCUGAACACGGAGCUGGGGAAGAUCCGGAGUCAGAUGGCGGCCGUGGAGCCAGAGCGGACGCCCCUGCAACGUAAACUGGACGAAUUCGGGCGGCAGCUGUCCCACGCCAUCUCUGUCAUCUGUGUGGCCGUGUGGGUCAUCAACAUCGGCCACUUUGCUGACCCGGCCCAUGGUGGCUCCUGGCUCCGGGGUGCUGUCUACUACUUCAAGAUCGCCGUGGCCCUGGCCGUGGCUGCCAUCCCGGAGGGCCUCCCUGCCGUCAUCACCACCUGCCUGGCGCUGGGCACGCGGCGCAUGGCUCGCAAGAAUGCCAUCGUGCGCAGCCUACCCUCCGUGGAGACACUGGGCUGCACCUCGGUCAUCUGCUCCGACAAGACAGGCACGCUCACCACCAACCAGAUGUCCGUCUGCCGGAUGUUUGUGGUGGCUGAGGCGAAAACAGACUCCUGCCGUUUGCAUGAAUUCACCAUCUCUGGCACCACCUACACCCCUGAGGGUGAAGUGCGCCAGGGGGACCAGAAGGUUCGCUGUGGGCAGUUUGACGGACUGGUGGAGCUGGCAACCAUCUGUGCCUUGUGCAAUGACUCUGCGCUGGACUACAACGAGGCCAAGAACGCAUAUGAGAAGCUGGGCGAGGCCACUGAGACAGCCCUGACCUGCCUGGUGGAGAAGAUGAAUGUGUUUGACACAGACCUCGAGGGCCUGUCCCGGGUGGAGCGAACCAGCGCCUGCAACUCGGUCAUUAAGCAGCUGAUGCGAAAGGACUUCACGCUGGAGUUUUCCCGAGACCGGAAGUCCAUGUCGGUGUACUGCACGCCCACCCGCUCUGACUCGGCAGCCAGAGGCAGCAAGAUGUUUGUGAAGGGGGCUCCGGAGAGUGUGAUUGAGCGCUGCACCUCCGUCCGCGUGGGGAGCCGCUCGGUCCCGCUGGACGCCAACUCCAGAGAGCAGAUACUGGCCAAGAUCCGGGAUUGGGGCUCAGGCUCGGACACGCUGCGCUGCCUGGCACUGGCCACCCGGGAUGCGCCCCCCAGGAAGGAGGACAUGCAGCUGGACGACAGCAGCAAGUUCGUGCAGUAUGAGACGGAUCUGACUUUCGUGGGCUGUGUGGGCAUGCUGGACCCCCCACGGCCGGAAGUGGCCGCGUGCAUUGAACGCUGCCGCCAAGCUGGCAUCCGGGUGGUCAUGAUCACCGGGGACAACAAGGGCACAGCUGUGGCCAUCUGCCGCCGGCUGGGCAUCUUUGGGGAGACGGAGGACGUGGAGGGUAAGGCCUACACCGGCCGCGAGUUUGACGACCUCAGCCCCGAGCAGCAGCGCCAGGCCUGCCGCACGGCUCGCUGCUUCGCCCGGGUGGAGCCGGCACACAAGUCUCGCAUCGUGGAGAACCUGCAGUCCUUCCACGAGAUCACAGCCAUGACUGGAGAUGGGGUGAACGAUGCCCCUGCCCUGAAGAAAGCUGAGAUUGGCAUUGCCAUGGGCUCGGGCACAGCUGUGGCCAAGUCGGCCGCGGAGAUGGUGCUCUCCGAUGACAACUUUGCCUCCAUCGUGGCUGCCGUGGAGGAGGGCCGGGCCAUCUACAGCAACAUGAAGCAGUUCAUCCGCUACCUCAUCUCGUCCAAUGUUGGCGAGGUUGUCUGCAUUUUCCUUACGGCAAUUCUGGGUCUGCCUGAAGCCUUGAUCCCUGUGCAGCUGCUCUGGGUGAACCUGGUGACAGACGGCUUACCUGCCACGGCCCUGGGCUUCAACCCUCCAGACCUGGACAUCAUGGAGAAGCUGCCCCGGAACCCUCGCGAGGCCCUCAUCAGUGGCUGGCUCUUCUUCCGAUACUUGGCUAUUGGAGUGUACGUCGGCCUGGCCACAGUGGCUGCUGCCACCUGGUGGUUCCUGUACGACGCAGAGGGACCUCACCUCACUUUCUACCAGCUGAGGAACUUCCUGAAGUGUUCCAGUGACAACCCACUCUUUGCCGGCAUCAACUGUGAGGUCUUCGAGUCCCGCUACCCCACCACCAUGGCCUUGUCCGUGCUGGUUACCAUCGAAAUGUGCAAUGCUCUCAACAGCGUCUCGGAGAACCAGUCGCUGCUGCGGAUGCCACCGUGGCUCAACCCCUGGUUGCUGGCAGCCGUGGCCAUGUCCAUGGCACUGCACUUCCUCAUCUUGCUGGUGCCACCCCUGCCUCUCAUUUUCCAGGUGACCUCCCUGAGUGGGUACCAGUGGAUAGUGGUGCUCCAGAUUUCUCUGCCUGUCAUCCUGCUGGACGAGGCCUUCAAGUACCUGUCACGGAGCUGCCUGGAUGAGGACAAGGAGCAGAAGUAAGCGCAGGGCCCGCGUGGGUGCUCCUGCUCCACCGCCCGCCUCUGCUUGCCCGUUCCUCACCCGGCCACGCUGAGCCCCGGACGGCCACCCCCAGCCUCGGC
This is a messenger RNA of Sorex fumeus (smoky shrew), 3220 nucleotides long. RefSeq names its product ATPase sarcoplasmic/endoplasmic reticulum Ca2+ transporting 3 (gene ATP2A3). Gene Ontology annotation, cellular component: membrane. Gene Ontology annotation, molecular function: P-type calcium transporter activity; ATP binding; ATP hydrolysis activity. Gene Ontology annotation, biological process: intracellular calcium ion homeostasis; calcium ion transmembrane transport. The transcript is spliced from 21 exons. The record is from RefSeq and is a predicted model, not a curated record. Lineage: Eukaryota; Metazoa; Chordata; Mammalia; Eulipotyphla; Soricidae. Bases 120 to 3119 code for a protein of 999 amino acids.